AUGAUUUUAGCGUGGAGACGCAUUUAUUUUUUCCCAGAUUUGAAGGCGUUUGAGCGCAGGUUAACGGAAGUUAUUGCUUGUCUUCAGCCAGCAGCUAUCAGAUGGAGGUUGGUACUUGCUGUAAUAUCAAUAUUCACUUCAGUCGGAGCAUUUCACUGGUUGACUGACAAUGAAACCUCCAGUGUCUCUUUUACACAGUCGCUAUGCAAUCAUCCGUACUUCACUUUAUCCAGCUUAAUUUUGAUUAUUUUAUUCAUCUUUGGAAUCCACAAAAGAGUCAUAGCUCCAUCCAUCAUCACUGCCCGCACUAAAAGUGUUCUUGAGGAUUUUAAUAUGUCGUGCGAUGAUACUGGCAAAUUGAUUCUGA
Messenger RNA from Bemisia tabaci, 367 nucleotides. NCBI's taxonomy places the organism in Eukaryota, Metazoa, Arthropoda, Insecta, Hemiptera, Aleyrodidae. The record is from RefSeq and is a predicted model, not a curated record.